This is a messenger RNA of Mangifera indica (mango), 1177 nucleotides long. RefSeq names its product pentatricopeptide repeat-containing protein At4g20770-like. NCBI's taxonomy places the organism in Eukaryota, Viridiplantae, Streptophyta, Magnoliopsida, Sapindales, Anacardiaceae. The coding region runs from base 37 to 969 and encodes 310 amino acids. Gene Ontology annotation, biological process: RNA modification. The record is from RefSeq and is a predicted model, not a curated record. Gene Ontology annotation, molecular function: protein binding; RNA binding. The transcript has a single exon.
AAUUCAUUGAUUGAUUGGUGGGAAAAUAUUGUGGUAAUGUCCACCCCACAUAACCUCGUACCAUUAUUUGCCCGCCUCUUAGACCGCAUCUACUCCACAAAGCAACUUGACAAACUCAAACAAAUCCACGCUCAAAUCAUCACCAAUGGCAUUUGCUCCCAUAGGUUCAUUCGCAACAAACUUGUCUCCUCCUACGCUUCCUGCCACCAAAUGCAAGAAGCCAAUCUCCUCUUCUCUCUCACUAACCAUCAGCCCACUUUCCUCUUCAACUCUCUCAUCCGCGCCUACGCUUCUCUCCAACAAUUCUCUCUUUCCCUCUCCUUUUUUCGCCAAAUGGUCCUCGCUCGAAAACCAUUCGACGCUUUCACCUUCCCUUCCGUCCUCAAAUCCUGCGCCGGAUUAUUAGCUUUAAAACUUGGUAAACAAGUCCAUGGAGUUGUUAUCGUCAAUGGGUAUCUCAUGAAUUUAGCAAAUUCAAAUGCAUUGAUAAACAUGUACUCAAAGUGCGGUGAUGUAGGCAGUGCAUAUAAGGUAUUCGAUCAAAGUCCUGAGAGAAAUGAGAUAUCGUGGUCGGCGAUGAUGGCGGGGUUUGGGAUGCAUGGGAAAUUUGAAAAAGUGUUUGAGUUAUUUGAAAGAAUGAUAAGUGAAGGAAUGGUGCCGGAUGGAGUGACGUUUGUGACGGUGCUGACGGUGUGUAGCCAUGGAGGGAAAGUGGAGAAGGGGAAGGAGUAUUGGAAGAUGAUUGAGGAGGGAAGGUUUGGGGUGAGGGCAAUGUUAGAGCAUUACACUUGUAUGGUGGAUAUGUUGGGGAGGGCGGGGCUAGUGGAGGAAGCUGAGAAGUUAAUAAUGGGGAUGGAUGUUGCGGCGGAUGAGGCCUUGUGGCGGUCGUUGUUGGGGGCUUCUAGAAUUCAUGGGAAAGUGGAGGUUGCUCAGAGAGUGGAACAAAAAAUUCGAGGCGGUUGGACAUAGAGACAUUAGAGCUCUAGUUUCAACGCUGACCAAUGUUACGAGGACACAAUUGGCUAUGUAGGUGUGAUGAUAUUCCUUCUUUAUUUGUUUUUGGCAAAUUCGUUGACAUUUUCAUAAUUUAAAUGUAAAAAGUGUCUUUUUGGGAGCAAAUAUUUGGGAUGUAAAUAAUUUGAUUCAAAUUAUAAAAUUAGAGUAAAUUAUUUAAAAA